This is a messenger RNA of Vigna umbellata (rice bean), 2294 nucleotides long. Lineage: Eukaryota; Viridiplantae; Streptophyta; Magnoliopsida; Fabales; Fabaceae. The record is from RefSeq and is a predicted model, not a curated record.
GAAAACUUUGGUAAGUGAAAUUUGGCUUCAUUCGUUUCCCUGUGUACGUCCCCAUACCAUCCACACAAACACAAAUUACUAUACCUAACUCAAUCCCUCACAUGGGACAUAGCAAAAGCAACGCCAUCACGCACACUAUGGCUUUUUGUUUAGUUUGUGAUGGAAUAUCUCUAAACUUGUUUCUUCUCUCUGCAACAUUUGUUCAGAGGUAAAUUUCCUCUCCAUGUCUUCUUCCUCCAUGUCCUUUCAACUGCUCCAUCAUAUACCAUAUGGACACCGAUUCUAGUUUCUUGCUUCAUACUUUCACACAAUACCAAACACCAUAGCUUUUGCCAAACCAGUCUCUACAUGGCACCCUUCAUCAUCUUCAAGUCCAAGCUUCAAUCUAGAGUACUUGUUCUUGUCCUCAACUUGGCUUUCGUCUUCCUCUUCUGUCUACUUCUCAACCUUUAUCUCCACCCUCCUAACGAAAAUUCUCAAGGCCACUCCAAUGCCUCUUUCCUCUCAAUCUUCAACCAUGCAAGGCUCUUCAGAGAUGUCAGCGUUGAAGGCUGCACUGAUAUACACAAGUAUUCAGAUUUUGACUCCAAGUGUUUGUAUGUCAGAACUAAUCUCGAGUGCAGGUCAAAGGGAUACAUCAACUAUCUUCAAAUCUUCUACUGCAACUCUGGAAAAUUCCCAAUUUUUGGACAAUCCCUCCUUGCCUUGUGGCUUGUAGUGUUGUUUUAUCUGUUGGGUGACACGGCUUCCAACUACUUUUGCAGUUCCUUGGAGGGUUUGUCCAACAUCUUGAGGCUCUCCCCCACCAUUGCAGGAGUGACCCUUCUUUCUCUGGGAAAUGGCGCUCCUGAUUUCUUUGCCAGCGUUGUGUCUUUCUCAGGAUCAUCCAGCAACGGUGCCGUAGGACUCAACAGCAUCCUAGGAGGUUCUUUCUUUGUGUCGUGUGUUGUCUUGGGGGUCAUAAGCAUUCUGGUUAGCCCAAAUCAGGUUGAGGUUGAAAAGGCCAGUUUCAUCAGGGAUGUCCUUUUCUUCCUUCUCUCUCUUUUCAUCCUCCUUAUCAUAAUUUACAUCGGUAAAAUCACUUUGUUUGCUUCAAUCUGCUAUGUUUCUAUCUACUUCCUCUACGUCUGUGCCGUCUCAGCCACACAUCUCAUAUACGGAGGGGACACAACAAAUGCAAGGCAAUAUUCAAUGUCUUCUGAGGAAUCAUCAGCGCCUAGCAUACCUUUGUUGGGCUAUGUUGAUGAAGAGAAACAAAGUUUGGCAGAGAUAGUGGUGGUUGAAGAUAAGGACCAAAAGCCAGCCAGUACUUUCGGUGAUAAGUCAUUCUUUGGUUGCCUCUACUUUGGAAAGUUGCUACAAGUGGUAGAACUACCUCUUUGCUUACCAAGAAGGCUUACAAUUCCUGUGGUGAGUGAGGAGAAGUGGUCAAAGCCAUUUGCAGUAAUAUCUGUCACAUUAGCACCAGUUUUACUUGCAGUUCUUUUCAACACUCAAGGUGAAAACGUGGCUUCAAGGAGUAGCCUGGUUACAUACAUAGUAGCUGCUUUGAUUGGGAUAGUUUUGGGCAACAUGGCAUGCGUGACAACUGAUAGGUGUAGCCCACCAACCAAGUCCUUGUUUCCUUGGUUAGCUGGUGGCUUUGCCAUGAGUGUAACAUGGACUUACAUAAUUGCUGCCGAGCUAGUUUCUGUCUUGGUUUCAAUUGGGAGCAUAAUUGGGGUUAGCCCUUCAGUGCUAGGACUAACUGUCCUAGCUUGGGGGAACUCACUUGGGGACUUCAUAGCCAAUGGUGCCAUGGCCUUAAAUGGUGGGGCAGAUGGUGUUCAAAUGGCCAUAUCCGGUUGCUACGCUGGUCCAAUGUUCAAUACCUUGAUGGGUUUGGGGUUACCCCUUGUUCUCUCAGCUUUGUCUGAUCAUCCAGACCCUUAUGUGAUUCCCAAGGAUCCUUCACUGUAUGAGACAAUUUUGUUCUUGAUGGGAGGGCUUCUUUGGGCACUUGUGAUCUUGCCAAAGAAGAGUAUGAGGUUGGAUAAAUCCUUAGGGGUAGGGCUUCUAAGUGUUUACCUCUGUUUUUUGGUUAUAAGGAUUGCUCUGGCUUUUGGGGUUGUGAAAUUCUAGCUAGAGAUGCAAAGUUUCUUAGGGGAACUUCAUCAUCAUAAGAGGGUCCAUUGAAGUCCUUCUCAUGGAACAACCUCAUGUGUGAUUCAAUCAUCAUACAUUUCGCAAUCCACACCUCUACUUUGUACAUUUCCGUCUAUAUUUUAAUUCUUCUUUACAUAAUACUUUUCUUC